AUGGGCGAAACGCCGAAAACGCCGGACCAAUAUGCGGCUGCCUCGUUCCCUCUGACUCCGGAGGAGCUGGCCGCUCUUCCACACGACAAUGCCGCUCCGUACCUCCUUGCUAGCAUCUGGUCGCUGGCACUCGCCUCCACAAUAUUCCUCUGCCUACGAAUACACUACCCUCUCUCGUCCGUCUGCAUCAUCAUCGAGUGCUCGGUCCUCAGUUAUGCGACCAGUUUCGGUUACGGGCUACACAUCUGGGACUUUGACAUGCGCUACAUGGACGAUCUGCUCCUACCCACCAACGUCGCCGGCACCUUCUCCAUAACCGCCGCUGCCUGGAGCAAGACAUCGUUCGGCCUCACGCUCCUACACAUCACGGACGGCUGGCAUAAAAGGCUCACCUGGUUUUGCAUCAUCUCCAUGAACGUCGCCAUGACUGUGUCCGCACUCAUACCCUGGAUUACCUGUGCGCCUGUCCAGAAGUCAUGGGAGAUGACCGUCGAGGGCACAUGCUGGGAUCCUAAGGUCGCCGUCUACUACAACCUCUUUUCCUCCGGCUACUCGGCACUGAUGGAUUUCACCCUCGCAUUACUUCCGUGGAAGUUCCUAUGGGGCUUGCAGAUGAAGCGCAAGGAGAAGCUCGGCGCAGGUCUUGCGAUGAGCAUGGGCGUAUUUGCUGGCGCCACGGCCGUCGUCAAGACCAGCAAGAUCCCGAGGCUACUGGCGGCAGACUUUGCGCAGGGUAUCUCGCUUUGGGUCUGGGGCAACGCCGAGGUCUGCUCCUCCGUCAUCGCCACCAGCAUCCCCAUGCUCCGCGUGCUCGCCCGCGACGCCAAGACGUCUCUCGAACACCACCGCAGUGGAAGCAACUUCUACGACAAGGAGAUGGGGAUCGCUAGCAGCAGCAACAACCGCAGCAGAGUGGUCACCGCCACAAGCAGGCCCCCUCUGCCCAACGACAGCGAGCAUGAGCUGCACAUGCAAAAGUCGAUCGACGACCGCAGCGACCGGAGUAUACUGGCUAAUGAUGGGGAGCCUGAGCCGCUGCAGACGGACAAUGGGAUCCUGCGAGUGACGGAUAUCACAGUCCAGUAUGAUAAGGAGGGGGUUACAACGACGUGA
Chaetomium fimeti is the source of this 1113-nucleotide messenger RNA. RefSeq lists its product as uncharacterized. The transcript is spliced from 4 exons. The record is from RefSeq and is a predicted model, not a curated record. Bases 1 to 1113 code for a protein of 370 amino acids. Lineage: Eukaryota; Fungi; Ascomycota; Sordariomycetes; Sordariales; Chaetomiaceae.